CCUCUCCUCUCUCCUGAAGCGACCAUGUCCGAUCCUCACGCCAAUGCAACCUGUGCUAGCUGCUGUUCUACAGAUCACUGCACUAUAACAUGAGCUUCGAACGCCAUGGACGUCGCCAUGACCCGACCUUGAAUUACCUCACUCUACGACGCCGAAGGGAGAUGGACCUCAUCAGGAGAUCCAAGUCGUUUCCUGCCGCGUACAUCCUCUGCGUUACUCUCCACGUCAUCCUCCCACGCGCCGUCCCCGCCGUCGACCUCGGCUCAGACGCCCGGCAGAGGUGGUGCGACGACGCCACGCCGUACCCGAGCACGUGCGCCCACUACAUGGGCUCCGACGCUCUCGGCGACGCCGAGGCCGAGCGCUUGCACGCAACGUCGCUUCGUGUGGCCGCGGACCAGGCCGCGCUCGCGCUGGCCGAUGUCCAGACGCGCCGGUUGGAGAGGAGCGGCCGUGCCGGGCAGGCCUGGUCCGACUGCCGGCAGCUCGUGGCCUCCGCCGUGGGACACCUCAACCGGACGGCGGCCAUCGCGUCGGGCUCGGACAUGCUUGCGUGGCUCAGCGCGGCGCGCACCUGCCUCGACACGUGCCUGACGGGCUUUGCCGAGCUCGGCGCGUCGCCCGGGCCGGACUUCCAAGGUGUGCUGGCGAACACGUCGAGGCUCGUCACCAACGCGCUCGCGGUCACCGCGCUCCGGGACGAGACGACGUUGAAAGACAAAGAGCAUGCCGGAGCAGACGUGGCCUCAGGUCAGGGCUGGCUCCGACCUGACAACGACGACGGCCGCGUCUUCCUGCAAGGUCGUCUUGUCAGUCCGGGUGACGCCGACUUGGUCGUGGCGAAGGACGGGACGGGCCAUUUCUGUACUGUCGGGGAGGCUGUCGAGGCGGCGGCGAAGCGGGGCAAUGGUGGAAAGGUUGUGGUUUAUGUCAAGGCCGGGGUUUACAACGAGUACAUUGAGGUGUGGACGAGCAACUUGGUGCUUGUCGGCGAUGGCAUCGGCAGGACGGUGAUCACCGGAAACAGGAGCGUCCGGGACGGAUACACCACCUUCAGCUCCGCCACAUUUGCUGUGAACGCGGACGGCUUCGUCGCACGCGGCGUCACGUUCCGGAACACGGCGGGCUGCGGCGCGCAGCAGGCGGUGGCGCUGCGCGCAAGCGCCGACCGGCUCGCCUUCUACCGGUGCAGCUUCGAGGGCCACCAGGACACGCUCUACGCGCACACGCUUCGCCAGUUCUACCGGGAGUGCGUGGUGGCCGGCACCGUGGACUUCGUCUUCGGCAACGCGGCGGCCGUGCUCCAGCACUGCAGCCUCCGCGUGCGCCGCCCGCUCCCCGGCCAGCCGGCCGUGGUCACGGCGCAGGGCCGCGUGGACCAGUACGAGCGCACGGGGUUCGGCGUCCACGGCGGGGUGGUGAGCGCAGCCGCCAAGUUCGGCCCCGGCGGUGCGCACGCCCCGUUCAGGGCGUACCUCGGCCGGCCGUGGAAGGAGUUCUCUCGCGUUGUGUACAUGGAGGCGUACAUGGACAGCACGGUGGACGCGGCGGGGUGGCUGCAGUGGGGUGGCACGGAGUUCGCGCAGGGCACGGCGUUCUACGGGGAGUACAGGAACACCGGACCCGGGUCCAACACGUCGGGGAGGGUGAGGUGGGGAGGCUACCACGUGAUCACCGACCCCGGCGAGGCGUCGGAGUUCACAGCCGCUGGAUUGCUUGACGCCGGCUCAUGGUUGGGUUCUACCGGCGUCCCUUGUACUCCUGGACUUUAACUCUUUAUCAAGUCCCGUUUGGUUGCUGACCAUGGGAGCUUAUGUGGAACUGUUACCUAGGCCCUGUUUAGAACAAAUUUUACUUCUGUACAAUUCAGCUAUGGGAGAAGCUGG
This is a messenger RNA of Phragmites australis (common reed), 1886 nucleotides long. Its product is annotated as pectinesterase-like. The record is from RefSeq and is a predicted model, not a curated record. Gene Ontology annotation, molecular function: pectinesterase activity; pectinesterase inhibitor activity. The transcript is spliced from 2 exons. The coding region runs from base 90 to 1772 and encodes 560 amino acids. Gene Ontology annotation, biological process: cell wall modification. Lineage: Eukaryota; Viridiplantae; Streptophyta; Magnoliopsida; Poales; Poaceae.